UACCGCGGCCCGCCGUUCCCUCAGUCCGCCGUCACGCGUUGCCGCGUAAACACAUCGUAACGGCUCAAACGAGUCAACACACGCGACGCGCGCGUUUCGAACGUAGUGCAUUCCCGCGAUCGGCUCGAAAGCCGGUGAGCUACCAGUGACAUCUCGAUUGUUGUGCUGUGUGACUUACAGUGAAACGCUCAGUGCAUGUGCGAGUGAUGGAUUACUGCGGAUCUUCUCAGUGCUGACGACCUACGACCGGCGGGUUUAAAACCCGACAUAUAUGCCCCGGCGCCGCUAGCCCGGUCGCGCCAGCAUGCGCGCCCCCGCGGUGCUCAUCGCCCUGCUAGGGUUUCUACCCCAGGUGCUGACGUCCGGAUCAUUCGAGCUUAGGAUAAAAAGUUUUACGAACUCAUUGGGUAGGUUAAGUAGUGGCCAGUGCUGUGAUGGUUCCUCAAAUAGUGAUGCGCCAUGUUUGGCGCCGUGCAGGACUAAAUUCCGUGUGUGCCUCAAGAUUUAUCAAGCAAAUAUCGAUACAACGUCACCGUGUACAUUUGGUGACAUUACAACACCAGUGUUGGGUGGAAACUCAUUGGAUGUUCCCAACCUCAACGUGGAAGGAUUCAGUAAUCCCAUCGUGUUUCCCUUCGAUUUUACGUGGCCGGGCACAUUCUCGCUUAUAGUCGAAGCGUGGCACGACACCAACGAGACGUCAAGAUCUGACGAUUCGCUGAUCGCGCGGAUGACGAAGCAGAGUAUAGCUGAUGUUGGAGGUCCUUGGGUCGAAGAAGAACAAAAAUGGGGGAGUGUUGGAGGUCCACACUUGAGGCUUUCUUACCGGGUGACGUGCGCGGCGCAUUACUACGGGACGGGCUGCGAGGUCCUCUGCAGGCCGAGGGACGAUGGCUUUGGGCAUUACACCUGUUCGCCUACCGGGGAAAUUGUGUGCCGACCCGGAUGGACGGGAGACUACUGUUCGAAACCGAAAUGUCUUCCCGGCUGCGACGCAGAGCAUGGCCACUGCCUCAAGCCCGACGAAUGCAUAUGUCAUUCGGGCUGGGUGGGCGAGCUCUGUGAUCAAUGCGAGCGACAUCCGGGAUGCGUCCAUGGAACCUGCUCAAGACCAUGGGAUUGCAUAUGUGAGGAAGGAUGGGGUGGCCUGUUCUGUAAUCAAGACUUAAAUUACUGCACAAACCAUCGCCCCUGCAGAAAUGGAGGGACGUGUCACAACACCGGACAAGGAAGUUACACCUGUGUUUGUCCAGCAGAAUACACCGGACCCGAUUGUGAGAAAAGUCAUCACUCUUGCGCUGUAAGACCUUGCAAAAAUGGAGGAGCAUGCGUUCCAGAUGAAGGCGGUGAACUAGCCUGCGCUUGUCCAUCGGGAUAUGAGGGAGCACGUUGCGAAACACGAAGACUUACUUGUGCCGAUCGACCUUGCCGUAAUGGUGGUACUUGCGAACCUCGACCUUCUGGUUACGUAUGUGUAUGUCCAGCUGGCUACACAGGAAUAGACUGUGCGGUGGAAGCCGAUCCAUGUUCUGCUAAUCCAUGUCGAAAUGGAGCAACAUGCGCCCGUGCCGGCGAUGGGUUUAAAUGCACUUGCAAACUUGGCUACAGAGGCAACCGAUGCGAAAUCGAUAUAGACGACUGUACAGGUAUUAUAUGCGAGCACGGAGGAACAUGCGUCGACUUGGUUAACGGACAACGCUGUCAAUGUGCGCCAGGAUUCCUCGGACCACGAUGUGAAACUAGAGUCGACUUGUGUCUUGCCAAACCCUGUGCUAAUGGCGGCGAAUGUAUGGUUCUCGACAACGAUUACGAAUGUCGAUGUCGACCUGGUUUCGCUGGCAAAGAUUGCAGUAUCGACGUAGACGAGUGCGCAUCAUCUCCUUGUCGCAAUGGCGGGACCUGUCGAGACAGGGUGGACGGAUAUCAUUGCAACUGCUCUCCAGGCUGGGGUGGCAAAUCGUGUACCGUUCUAUUGGCAGAAGCAGUAUCCAAACCUGCCGGGGGACACUUAAGAAGAAUAGGCGAUGACACACCCGAAGAAGAAAACUUAACGAGAAGUCAUGUGGCGUUAAUAGCAGCAUUUUCCGUGGCGGUACCAACGGCGGCGCUCAUCGCAGGUGUUGCUGUAGCCUGCAUAAGGCGGAAAAGGAAAAGAGCCCAGAAUGCUGCGGACGCGGAAGCGCGCGCCCAGAAUGCAGCGAAUGCAGGCGGCGGCGGACGCGUUAUCCGCAACACGUGGGGGAAAUGCGAGGGACCUGUGCCGGAGUGCCAAAAUGCACACAACGCUGCGGCAGAGGAGUGCAAGAGAAAGACUCUAAACACAGAGAGCGCAGCGCGAUUAUUAGCAGCGCUCGACCCUAGGUUAUCGCGGCUCUCCGCCGACUCAGCGUAUUGCGCCAAUAGUGAUACGUCGCUAGUGAAACGAGCGUUAGAAGGCGGAGGGGUGUACGUUUUAGACGACCAUUGCCUACCGCCGACGUUCGCCACACAAGUGUAGUGCACGCAAACGCGACAAUGGACGUUAAAUAACUUAUUUAUUCACAACGGACGCUCGUGCGAUUCAGGCUGUGCGCCGCGUGUAAAUAUAGCGUAAAGUGUAAAGUGACCCCUGUAUAGACGGCUAGUUUUAAGAAUUCGGAUGUAUUUAUUUGUGAGGGCGAUUCGUACCCCAUUGUAAAUAGAAACGGCGGAACGGAUCGUUUUUCCGCCCCUGAUCGGCAAGCGUCGCCCAAGUGACACUGCCAGACUGAUCUAGAGAUAAAGAGGCGCGCGCGCAUAACAUUGUGGUACUAGUUGAUAUGAGGAGUCUGUAAUGUUUUGCGCGUGCGCCGGUUGUAGUUAGGGUUUCGGGCGAGGACCGCGCGAGCCGUGGGGCCAAGUGGACCACGUCCACUGUCUGCGAUCUCUGUAGGUAAGGUGUGGCGGCGCGCGCAGUGUCGGUCCGCUGCGCGGCGCCGGCGCGGACUCGAUGCCGAUCGACCGGUGUACGUAACGUCGUUACAAUACACCUCCAUUGUAGAAUUAAAUGCAUGCAAUAGUUUCUACAUAAUUGCCGUAAACUGUUACGCAUUUCGCAUCUAGAGAUGCAAGAUAUUUUAUGAGCCGUUGUAGUAGAUUUUAUCUCCUUUGUAUUUACUAUGAAAUUUAACACGCUCAGUAUCGAGUCUGCGAACAUUCCACGCCACUAACACUAUCCCUCUAGACUCGCACCAGUAUAAAAGCCAAACCGUGCGUAAAGUAAGAUUUUAGACUAAUUUAUAAAAAACGCGAAUGAUGCGUUCAUCAGUUUUACAUUGAUUUUUUGUGAUUGACUAAUUAUUGUCAUUGUUCCUAUGAUUUAUUAUAGUGAAAGUAUUUUCAAUUAAAAAAAUCUUGUUCAGGUUUUCUUAAAAAUCAACAUAGAUUUUUUUCUUUCAUAUAGUUUCCGCUCUUGGAAUAUUAGCACAGUAACAAGUACGUUCCUGCGCCGAGUCAAUUUGUACCGCGUCUAUAUCGCGAGAUGUGUUCCCCGCAUGGACCUGAUACAAAUUGUGCUCGGAAACACAAAAUGUUAAACAUCACGCACGUAAUUAGUCCAUAGGUUUUAAUAAAUUCUGUACUUAUAAGAAACAAAUUGUCGAAACCUAAGUCAUUGUGUAUAAAGAACUAUUAAGUUUUAGAAUUGUAAGAAUAUUCUCCAUUACUUACGUAAGAGUACUGUGACAAUAUUAAAUGACAUUAGGCAACAUAGGACGAGAGGGCAUUCUGGUUGUUUUAACUUAUUUAUUUUAAUAGAUACAGUUCUCGAGUUAUGUUGUGUUUAUAUAGAUUCCUGCUUUUGAUCAUUCGCACAUUCUGUUUUAAUUUGCGAAUAAUUGACGCGGAAUCGCUUUUAUGAAAUAAUUUAUGUUAACUUACACUUUUAUGAAACACUUGUAGAUAUUAUUUGCUAAGUGAUAGACGUUACCUCUUAUGUUGCCUAUUGUACUAGAAAGUAGAUUAAAAAAUGGUAAAUCGACAAAAUUAUAUCAAACUAUGAAUAGACUGAUGAUCAAUAAUAAUUCUUGUAUUUAAUUUUGUAAGAUGACAAAAUGUAAGUUUAAAUUAUGUGAAAAAUAGAAAUGCAUACCAUAGCAAUUGUACUAAAAUAGUGAAAUAAUUUUGUACUUAAAAUUUGAUCACAGUAAAACUCUUUCAUUUUUCUUUUUGAGGAUUUUUAAAUUAGGAAAUUUUCUUAAAAUAUGAUUCUAUGAGAGCCAAUAAAAUGACAGUAUUUUUAAUUAAUUUAUUACAUCUUUAUAAUUAUUGUGAAUUCCUUAAUUUUUAAUAUAGAAAUCAUUGUUUAAUUAUAUUUUUGAUUAUGUUUACAAUUGACUGAAGCUAAAUUGUCUUCUUGAUUAUUGGACACAUUUUACAGAAAUCUUUAAUUGAAUGCAUUUGUGUCGAGAUCUGUGAGUAUACUGAAAGAAAUAUUAAAAUCAUUCCAUUUCUAACAUUAAGUAGCAUAUUAUAUCCUUUUUAAAUCUUAUUUUUAAUCUUUCUAUUUUCUUAUAUUGUUUAUUUUGCAUGCGAAUUCAAUUCUGAUUAUUCUCUCUUUUCGUCCAUUUUAGGGCAAAGUACAAUAAAAUUGCCUGUCUUUAUGUGUACUUUUAGUAUAUUCACAUUCUUUUUAAAUUUAAAAGAAAAAUGAAAGUAAUCCUCAAUAGAAGAGAAGUAAUAAUUCCAUAGAUGUAUUAUCCCAAUUGAAGUGAUGUAAGUUCACCUCCGGUCGCGGGCGGGCCGGCGCGGCGGCGGCUCGCCGGUGGUCGCGGUUUCGGUGAUAAAUUUGCCAGCGAGUGUAUGUGACGAAUGUGUAAUUAUGUGCAGUGAUGCAACAAGAAAUAAAAUGUUAAUAAACA
Molecule: messenger RNA, 4877 nt
Organism: Achroia grisella
Lineage: Eukaryota; Metazoa; Arthropoda; Insecta; Lepidoptera; Pyralidae
Gene: Delta
Product: neurogenic locus protein delta
Exons: 7
Coding region: 305-2497 (730 amino acids)
Biological process (GO): multicellular organism development; cell communication; Notch signaling pathway
Cellular component (GO): membrane
Molecular function (GO): Notch binding; calcium ion binding
Source: RefSeq, a predicted model, not a curated record